AUGUGUUUGUCUCAAACACUGGAGGAUCAAGAUAGUCUUCAACCAAACCAACAUCCCCACGCCCAGCCAUCUCCUUCACUACAGCCUCUUGUGGUGAUGGAGCUGAGGUCUGGGCACUGCAGGGUGCCGCAGCUCCUCCCGCCCUGUCCCACAGCACUGCUGGAGGAGCUGGCAGGACCCUCCUGUGCGCUACCCUCACUCAGAAUGAAGCGUCAGGUCCCCGAGGAGGAAGGUGAGCACAGAACAAGCCCCCAGGCACCUGCCAGAGGAGAUUUUGGCCAGUGCAUGCCUGGUCAAGCAGAGGCCCCCACACCGUGGGAAAGUGUCACUGGGCAGUUGUAUCAGCACAAGAUGCUCUGCAUCCACGAGAACUUCCUCUACCACACCAGUGGGGUGAGACAGAGAGGGGCCAAUAAGGAGGGUUUCUACAGCUUCCUCAAGUGCUGCACCUGCCGGCUGUGAGGCACCUCAGUCACCUGCCAGGGCUGGUGAUGCUUCCAAAACAUUCACUUCCCCUGUGGCAGCAAGCGAUGCUGCAUCUCCCAGUUUUUUGGGGAGUUCAAGACCAUCUGUUGGAAGCACGGAUGGGUACAGCAGGUGCGAGCAAUACAGCAGGACCUGUCCCCCUGCCCCACCUGCCAGGAGGCCCUGGCAGGGCAGCCCCGCUACAACAUCCUUGUCUGUCCCACCCGCGCCAGCACCUGGUUCCACUGCCGCUGCAUCCAGGGCCAGGCACUGUGCUCUGCCCUCCACGGCUUCUGCUGCCCACUCUUAAAUGUUGACUUUGGAGAAGUAGAGUGA
This is a messenger RNA of Athene cunicularia (burrowing owl), 801 nucleotides long. Its product is annotated as G2/M phase-specific E3 ubiquitin-protein ligase-like. The record is from RefSeq and is a predicted model, not a curated record. Lineage: Eukaryota; Metazoa; Chordata; Aves; Strigiformes; Strigidae. Gene Ontology annotation, cellular component: nucleus. The transcript has 6 exons.